CAAAUAAAAUGAAUCGUUUCAAAUUCAGAUAGAUUUAGCCUAACGGCUUCUUAUUUGCAAACAAUGGAACUGAAUGCGUCCUCCAUAGUGAAAAUUGUGCGAGCACAAUGGUGCCACCUCAGCGCAAUAAUCGUUUCAGGCAUGGGUUUUUUCACAGGUGCUUACAACCUAUUCUGCAUCCCUGCUGUUUCCACCCUCCUGGGAAGACUCCACUACGAAGAAGCCAUGCCUCUUCUUAUAAACGCUGUUGUCAAUGGAAUUACUCUCUGCGGAUUAUUCAUAGGCCAUCUAUUCUUCGGCUGGCUUGGAGACAGAAUGGGACGCAGAAAGGUUUACGGAAUGACUCUGGGCAUAAUGAUUGCGAGUUCCAUCGGCUCGGGUCUUUCCAUCGGAAGAUCGAGGUCGGCUGUGAUAGCGAGUCUUUGUUUUUUCAGGUUUUGGCUGGGCGUGGGCAUCGGCGGGGACUAUCCAAAGUCUGCGACAAUCAUGGCGGAAUACGCCAAUACCAAGAACAGGGGAGCUUUUAUGGCCGCCGUUUUCUCCAUGCAAGCCAUCGGAAUUCUGACAGGGAGUAUCGUUGCGAUGACUGUUAGCGCAUGUUUUAAAGCAGCUUACCCAGAGCGAUCAUUUGGGCUGAAUGAUCUCGUGUGGAGGAUAAUCCUAAUGAUUGGAGCCGUCCCAGCAGGGUUCACAUUCUACUGGCGAAUGAAAAUGCCCGAGAGCGCCCACCUACCCACCAUUGUUGCCCAAAAUGCCAGAAAUGCGGCGGCCGACAUGUCCGAACUUGUUGGAUCAAGUAUGAUAGAAGAUGAAGCGAAUACGGGUAUAAUCUUGCGGCGGAGGGAGCCGUAUGGACUGUUUUCCAAGGCUUUUCUGAGAAACCACGGUCGCCACUUGGUGGGCACCAUGUUGUGCUGGUUCUUCUCAGAUAUUACAUUCUACAGCACCGGCCUGUUUCAGAAAGAUGUAUAUCGAGCUGUCGGUUGGAUAAAGAAGUUGGAUGAUCAUGCGGACGAGUUGGAAGAAGUUUUCCAAAUUGCGAAAGCGCAGGCUUUGAUUGCACUGAGUGGGACUCUGCCAGGGUGCUUCUUCGGCAUUUUGUUCAUCGAUCGUCUUGGCAGGCGCAAACUUCAGGUCUUUGGAUUCUUCUUCAUGGCCGUCUGUUUAAUUGGGCUAUCCUUUGCUUACAAUUAUUUCAAAAAGCACUGGGAUGGGUUUCUAGCGGUUUAUACGUUGACAUUUUUCUUUUCAAUGCUUGGCCCAAACGCAACGACUCUCAUCGUCCCCGCGGAGUCAUUCCCCGCUCGGAUGCGAUCGACUUGUCAUGGGAUUUCUGCAGCAGCUGGAAAGGUCGGCGCUAUUAUUGGAUUGAUUGGAUUUUCAUAUGCUUCACAAUCCAGUCAUAAGAAUUCCUCUUAUUCUUAUGAGGGUUAUUUCAAUGGAAUAGGUAUGUCUAAGGCCUUCCUUUUCCUUGGAGUGGCGAGUUGCGUUGGUUUGUUGUGCACAUUUCUGGUACGAGAAACAAAUGGGCAAGCAUUGGAAGACAGCGAGCGGGAUGCUAUUCUCUCCGAGUAUACCAGUGGGCCCACUUCUGGUUCCCUCAACGAUAGCAUCGAGAGUAAUCACCAUGGCGCUGAGUCUUCCUCCAUUGUCCUUAUGGAGCCUAGCAAUUUUGGACAAAACUUGUAAUAUUAUGUACACCUCAUUUGAAAAAAAUGUCCAUAAUCACCUUCGCGAUAAGCAAAAAUUUUCUAUAUAUUUUUCGUUUUAGCAUGAAGUUGCAGAGAGUAGAUUAAUGAGUAUAUUGUAGGUAGGCAUAGUAAACACUAGAUGUUAAUAGGCAAGGGAAGUGAGUCGAUUGUCGACCUCGAGGAAUAACACCUAGUUGGUAUUCAUAAGCGAUGGCCCGAAAUUUGCUCACGUAAUACCCAUUCAUAGACUCUGUGAAGGAAAUGUGAGAAACUCUUAUACUUAAUCAUGCAGAUCUUUUCUAACACGUUUCCUAUAUUUUCUA
Molecule: messenger RNA, 2014 nt
Organism: Cryptomeria japonica (Japanese cedar)
Lineage: Eukaryota; Viridiplantae; Streptophyta; Pinopsida; Cupressales; Cupressaceae
Product: inorganic phosphate transporter 1-1
Exons: 1
Coding region: 64-1689 (541 amino acids)
Biological process (GO): transmembrane transport
Cellular component (GO): membrane
Molecular function (GO): transmembrane transporter activity
Source: RefSeq, a predicted model, not a curated record